UGCUACUGAGUAAUUUAUUGGUAGUACGUACACAUCUUUUCGGGUACUGCACGAAAAGAUUUGUAGCGACGCUCUCCUCGCACUUUCUUCGAUUCUUUCUUCAAAUGUCUUGUUUCUUUGUUUUCCCUUCACAAAGAAGAAAACUUUGUGAAAACACUUUGAAGUUAGCAAGAAUUUACCACACAUAAAAUGCACGGAUUGGCUGAAACAUAAGCGGAAGAUGAGAGAAGAAGAGCUCAAGCUUCUCUUUAAUGGCGAAUUCUAAGCUCACCGCCAUUUUCUCCCUCCUCCUGCUCCUCCUCGCUGCAGACUCCACUCUCCUACCAGAAUUUGCAGAGAUUAAGCAGCAACGGAAGAGGGAUGAACCCUAUGUGGGUGUAAACCUAGGCACGGAUGUGUCGAAUUUCCUCUCUCCUACCGAUUUGGUCGCUUUUUUACAACUGCAGAAAAUCACCCAUGUCCGGCUCUACGACGCCAACAGCGAUAUACUCAGGGCCUUGGCUAGAACAAAGAUUAGGGUUAUCGUCAGCGUUCCAAACAACCAGCUCCUCGGCAUUGGCUCCUCCAAUGCCACUGCUGCCGCUUGGAUCCGUCGCAAUGUCGCUGCCUACUACCCACAAACCGUAAUCACAGCUGUGGCAGUCGGCGAUGAGGUGUUAACUACCAUCCCCUCCUCUUCCCCUGUCCUAAUGCCUGCCAUAGAGUCCCUCUAUAGUGCCCUAGUCACCGCCAGGUUGCAUACCCGAAUCAAGAUUUCAACCCCUCACGCUGCCUCUUUAGUGCUUGACCCAUUUCCUCCUUCACAAGCUUUUUUCAAUCAGUCCCUCACCCCAGUCCUCUCACCAUUACUUCAAUUCUUGUCACGAACACAAUCUCCUCUCAUGAUGAAUCUGUACCCUUACUAUGUUUUUAUGCAGAACAAAGGCGUUGUUCCUUUGGAUAAUUCGUUGUUCAAGCCAUUGGCACCUUCAAAGGAAAUGGUGGACCCAAAUACUUUGCUUCAUUAUACAAGCGUGUUUGAUGCGAUGAUUGACGCCGUGUAUUUCUCUAUGAAGAACCUGAACUUUACCGAUAUUGUAGUGCUUGUUACUGAAACCGGGUGGCCUUCAAAGGGUGAUUCAAAAGAACCAUAUGCCACGACUGACAAUGCCGAUACAUACAAUUCGAAUUUGAUUAAACAUGUGUUUGACAGAAGUGGAACCCCUUUACACCCUGAGCUCACAUCCAGUGUGUACAUAUACGAGUUGUUUAAUGAGGACUUGAGGUCCCCGCCCGUGUCAGAGGCUAACUGGGGGCUGUUUUAUGGAAAUUCUACGCCGGUUUACUUGUUACAUGUUUCUGGUACUGGGACAUUUUUGGCGAAUGACACGACGAACCAGACGUAUUGUGUGGCGGAGGAUGAUGUAGAUUCAAGGACAUUGCAGGCGGCAUUGGAUUGGGCUUGUGGACCAGGGAGAGCAAAUUGUAGUGAGAUUCAACCAGGGGAGACUUGUUAUCAACCUAAUAACGUGAAGAAUCACGCUUCUUAUGCUUUUAAUAACUACUACCAGAAGGAAGAGAGGGCUGAAGGGUCUUGCGAUUUCAAGGGUGUGGCCACAAUCACCACCACUGACCCAAGUCACGGGAGUUGUAUAUAUCCUGGCAGUAAGCAAGUAAGCAAUAAUACCACCGAGAGAGUGAACUCAACAGUAUCAAGUGGAGCAUACUCACUAAGAUACACCAGCACCCAAACAAGUGCACUGGACAACGGUUUAUGCGUUUUCCUGGGCUUCACUCUGUCUCUAUUAUUUUGUUCAUUCAUUUGUUAACCCCUCCCCAAGGUACACUAAUAAAUUUAAUCUUCUAGGUUCUGUAUACCAAGCUGCAAUUAUUUUAAUGGGUAAAUUUUGCUUUACCGAAA
Messenger RNA from Rhododendron vialii, 1900 nucleotides. RefSeq names its product glucan endo-1,3-beta-glucosidase 1. Bases 252 to 1808 code for a protein of 518 amino acids. NCBI's taxonomy places the organism in Eukaryota, Viridiplantae, Streptophyta, Magnoliopsida, Ericales, Ericaceae. Gene Ontology annotation, molecular function: hydrolase activity, hydrolyzing O-glycosyl compounds. Gene Ontology annotation, biological process: carbohydrate metabolic process. The transcript has 4 exons. The record is from RefSeq and is a predicted model, not a curated record. Gene Ontology annotation, cellular component: plasma membrane.